Molecule: messenger RNA, 2802 nt
Organism: Aspergillus thermomutatus
Lineage: Eukaryota; Fungi; Ascomycota; Eurotiomycetes; Eurotiales; Aspergillaceae
Product: putative rhamnosidase B
Exons: 5
Coding region: 1-2802 (933 amino acids)
Biological process (GO): carbohydrate metabolic process
Source: RefSeq, a predicted model, not a curated record
AUGAAGUUCCUCAUCAUCCUCAAUGCCCUCAUGGUGGCCCUCUGCAGCCACCUUGCUAUCGCCUCUACUAUUGGGCACCCCUCUCUGAUGCCCCGCGAAGAUGCCGAGACCAACAACGGCACUGUCGCAACCCCCUACGGUAAUGUAGUGAGCUCCAUCCUCGAAGAUGGCAAGCAGAAGAUCGAGUUCUUCAAUGUCGAUGGCACGCUCGAAGUUACCGCCAUCGAAACCGCUGAAGGAGGUGCAACAUUCUACGACGCCGAAGGCAAGGAAGUCAGCCUCGAGGACCUGGAUGACGACGACGAGGACCUAGAGAAGCGCGUGUCGAAGUGGAGGCUCGCGAUCAAGUUUGCGAAGCUGAUUGCCAAGUAUGGCAAGCGGGCUUGGUCGUACAUCUACUGCGUUGGUACUACCCCGUUCUGGAAGUGUGGUGAUGAGACCAUAAACUCCCUCCAAUCCAACUGGAUCUGGGCCCCAAACUGGAUCGAUUCCUCCCCGGCCAACACAGCCGGUAGAAUCGUUCGGUUCACCCAUCACAUAUCUCUCUCGUCACCCGCUACACGAGCGCUAGUCCAUUGCUCGGCGGAUACACGCUACAAGCUAUAUGUCAAUGGUGUCCGGGCGGCAGUUGGACCCGCCCGCGGCAGCCCUCUGAUCUGGUACUAUGACACGGUGGAUAUCACGCCGUAUCUGCGCUCGGGAAACAAUGAGAUUGUCUUUGUUGUGUUGCGGUAUUUCAAUGCGUCCAGGGGUGCGAUGCCCUUUGAGCGGACGGCCUUUCCGGGGUUGACGGUUGUUGGGAUGAUCAAGACGGAGAGGGAGACUGUGGAUGUGCAGUCGAGGGAAGGGUGGUUGGUGCAGGUGGAUGAGAGUGUCCAGUUCCCAAUGGGCCUUGUUGACGAUGUUUUUUUGCAUAUUAAUGAGCGGAUCAGUCCGACUGUGUUGCCGGAGCCGGUUACCCCGAUGGUGUACGGGAUACGGACGUUGAAUGGGGAUCUGUCUCCAUGGCGUCUACGGCCUCGUCAGAUUCCCAUGCCCGAGGAGAGUUCUGUGGCUGUUGAUCUUGUCCAAAAGUGCCAGAGUGUCAACCAUAUCGACGAGUGGACGGGGUUUCUGCAAGCUAAGCAGACACUCUCACUGCCGGCCAGUUCCUCGCAUGAACUCGAAAUCCAGGCGGAAGUCCAUUCGACCGCGUUUCUACGGUGGUCCUUCCGGGCCGUGCAGGCGUCUCGCAUAACCCUCAAGGUCACCUAUUCGGAGGGAUACGAGCAAGAACCACGGUCCUAUCCAUUCUUCCGGACAAAGACUGAUCGACUGGACGCGGUAAAUGGACGCCUCAUUGGGCCGUAUGACGAAGUGACCUUUGAGCUACCAGCCGGAAAGACGAUCGUCUAUGAGCCGUUCUGGUUUCGCACGUUUAGACUGCUCCGGCUUGAGAUCGCCAGUGGGCCUGCAGCGGUUGAGCUCCUGUCGUUCGAGGCUACCCAGGUCAAUUAUCCAAUGGCAGUCAAGGCUAGCUGGCAGGAAGAUGGGGACGAGUACAGCGAGAGGAUCUGGGAGGUCUCCGUCCGCACGAUGCGCAACUGCAUGUUCGACGGGUACUCCGACUGUCCGUUCUACGAGCAGCUCCAAUACUCUGGCGACAGCCGCUCCGUCGGUCUGUUCCACUACCUCCUCUCCGGCGACGACCGUCUCAUGCGGCAGGCCAUCACCAACUUCGCCGCCUCGGUGACACCAGAAGGCCUCACCCAGUCCCGAUUCCCAUCCCACGUCCCGCAGAUCAUCGCCGGGUUCUCACUCUACUGGAUCCUCCAAGUCUGCGACCACCACCUCUCCUUCGGCGACACAGCCUACGCCCGCUCCUUCCUCCCCCGCAUCGACGGCGUCCUCGAGUUCUUCCACGCCCACAUCGACACCCUCGGCCUGGUCAGCAACCUCCCGGAAGACGCAUGGCAAUACGUCGACUGGGUGACAACCUGGGGCGCAACAGACACCCACCCAGACAAAGGCGUCCCCGUCUCCGGCCGCCAGUCAAACAGACACACCUUCUUCAGCCUCCUCUACGGCCACGUCCUCAAACAAGCCGCGCAGCUUCUCCACGCCGUCGGAAGACCCGCCCACGCAGACGAGUACACCGCGCGCGCGGGGGCCGUCCUCGCCGCCGCCCGCGAGCACUGCUACGACGGGCGCUUCUUCACCGAUUCCACGGCGGAUAUCGCAGAUGCGCGCGCCUACUCGCAGCACUGCCAGGUGUUCGCUGUGCUCUCUGGCGCCGUGCCGGACGGCGACCGAGCGCGUCUGCUGGCGGAGAGUUUUGCGGAGGCCGCGUUCGCACGGUGCUCGUAUGUGAUGCGGUUUUAUGCGCUGCGGGCGUUCUCGCUGGCGGGGGAUGAGGCGUAUGAGGCGUAUUGGGCGAGGGUGUGGGAGCCCUGGCGGCGGAUGCUCGAGUGUAAUCUGACCACCUGGGAGGAGGAUGAUGUGCGGCAGCGCUCGGAUUGCCAUGCUUGGGGGAGUGUCCCGGUCUACGAGUAUUGCACCGAGUUGGCGGGGGUGAGGAUCGUUGCGCCUGGGGCGAGGAGGGUGCUGUUCAAGCCAAGGUUGAGGUUGAGUAAGGGCAUCUCGGCGAGGGUGGCAGUUGGUAGGGACAAUGUGGCGACGGUGAGGUGGGAGACCGUGGAUGGCGAGAAGAGGGUGGAGCUGAGCUUUCAGAAAGCUGUGGAUGUGGUUUCUCAGAUGCCGGGGGAGGAGAGUGUCGAGCAUGGAGUGGUGCAGUUUCUUUUCUUCACUUGGACAGACUAUUAG